UUACCCACAAUCGCCGUACGGACAAAACCCACAGAUGUACCAGCAGAGUCAUUAGGAACUCUCUGCCAAUUCAGAAGCCGACCCCCUCCAUCAUCUGUUCGAGGACGAUGAGGGAUGAGGUAUACCAAAAGCGCACUCGCUUGUAUCGUUGUCCAGAGCAAGCGAGUCUUGACGAGUCUCCUUAUGGUGGUUCUUUGCGUCUGUGUCGCGAGCUUAUGCGACGGAUACAUCAUCUUUCCUCUCGGGUGGUGCUUGCAUUUUCACUUGGCGGCGGCGGCGGUUGUAUGUUUCUAGUUGAUGGUGUCUACGAUGGAGAUUACUUGAGUCAUCAUGCUCAACAUGGAUACGGCUCCAUGAUCGAUACCGCGAAAGAGUCAGUACAAUGUUCUGAGGAUACCACUGGAGAUGUCGUAAAGACGAAUGCUUGGGCAUACGUUAUGCAUUCCGCGUCACAUGUAUUCCUCUUUACGUCUUUUAUUGUCAUGGAUCAGAGGCAUUCCAAAAUUCCUUGGUUCAAACAGUUUUCAUUUGGGGUUAGAACGAUUGCAUGUGAAUCGGCGUUCGAAACAAGAAACAAUUAUUCAAUUUCUCCUUCAAUUAGUUCGCCACUGGUUACGGCCCUUUUCUUUGCUAUUGUGCUUACUCUCAGAUUAUUCGCUCUCCGUGUCAUUCUUUGCACAUGAUGCUGGAUAUCAUUGGAGCCUGCCUGCCCGCCUUUGUGUUCUCGUACAAGCAACGUGGAACG
This is a messenger RNA of Alternaria alternata, 745 nucleotides long. RefSeq lists its product as hypothetical. Bases 108 to 683 code for a protein of 191 amino acids. The record is from RefSeq and is a predicted model, not a curated record. The transcript has a single exon. NCBI's taxonomy places the organism in Eukaryota, Fungi, Ascomycota, Dothideomycetes, Pleosporales, Pleosporaceae.